Molecule: messenger RNA, 1015 nt
Organism: Drosophila ficusphila
Lineage: Eukaryota; Metazoa; Arthropoda; Insecta; Diptera; Drosophilidae
Gene: Dnali1
Product: putative inner dynein arm light chain, axonemal
Exons: 2
Coding region: 171-923 (250 amino acids)
Cellular component (GO): filopodium; axoneme
Molecular function (GO): dynein heavy chain binding
Source: RefSeq, a predicted model, not a curated record
GAAAAUAACAAACUCACACCCCCAGGAGUUUUCCCAGCACAGGCAUUUCAGAUUUUCCAAUCAACAAAAUCGUUGAACGAACUACUCGAAUUCCCGAAGCACACACAAGUUUUAGAAUAUAUAUAUUUUUUUUCCUGUUUAAAUUAAAAUAAAUAACUACCGCCGGCAAAAUGGAUGAGCUAGACAUAACCAGCGUGGGUCAGUUCCAGACCCUGGUGCGGUACAAUAAUCCGGUGCUGGUGGUCAAGCACCCGGACAAAAAGGGAGGAGCUCCGCUAACGGAGAUUGAGAUGAAAAGGCCGCAAACGGCGGGCGCUUUACUAGAUACGAAACGAGAGACCGAGGAGAUAUUAAAUUCUAUACUGCCCCCACGUUGCUGGGAAGAGGAUAGCCAGCUGUGGCAGCAGUCUGUGUCCAGCACUCCGGCCACACGCCAGGAUGUGAUUAAUUUACAGGAGAUGCUCGACACGAGGCUGCAGCAAACUCAAGCCCGCGAAACGGGCAUCUGUCCAGUCCGCCGUGAGCUUUACUCACAGUGUUUUGAUGAGAUUAUUCGUCAGGUGACCAUAAACUGUUCCGAGCGCGGCCUGCUACUGCUGCGCAUCCGCGAUGAGAUCGCCAUGUCUAUGGAGGCCUACGAGACACUUUAUUGCAGCUCCGUGGCUUUCGGAAUGCGCAAAGCCUUGCAGGCGCACGAGGAAAAGGAGAUGCUUCGUGAUCGGGUCAAGACUCUUGAACAGGAUAAAGAGGCGCUCGAGGAGAUUAUCGCCGACAUGAAACUGAAACAGGAGCAAGCCGAGCGGCGCAAUGCCGAGUUGCGAGCCUCCGAGGAGAAGAAGUUCACCGAGGAAAUCACUUUCCUGAAGAAGACCAACGCCCAGCUGAAGGCUCAGCUAGAGGGCAUAACCGCACCCAAAAAGUAGAUGAAAAUUUAUGGUGUAUGGUCUAUGUGUUUUGCAUUUGUCACUUAAACUUUGUUGGAACUUAUUGAAAUUAAAUUAUUUGAGCAAAUUAA